Astyanax mexicanus (Mexican tetra) is the source of this 1498-nucleotide messenger RNA. It is a transcript of the gene tmem35, whose product is annotated as transmembrane protein 35. Gene Ontology annotation, biological process: positive regulation of protein localization to cell surface; chaperone-mediated protein complex assembly. Gene Ontology annotation, cellular component: endoplasmic reticulum. The transcript has 2 exons. The coding region runs from base 88 to 570 and encodes 160 amino acids. Gene Ontology annotation, molecular function: acetylcholine receptor regulator activity. The record is from RefSeq and is a predicted model, not a curated record. NCBI's taxonomy places the organism in Eukaryota, Metazoa, Chordata, Actinopteri, Characiformes, Acestrorhamphidae.
CAUCUCCUGCAGGACAGCAGCAGCAGCAGCGGGGCGCGGAGGCGGCGGAGGGUCGGAACCGGGAGUUUGGCUCAGUCCUGACCCAGCAUGGCCUCGCCGAGGACCGUCACCAUCGUAGCGCUCUCCUUCGCGCUCGGCCUGUUCUUCGUGUUUAUGGGGACGAUUAAGCUCACCCCGCGCCUCAGUAAAGACGCCUACAGCGAGAUGAAAAGGGCCUAUAAGAGUUAUGCUAAGGCCCUUCCAGGUCUGAAAAAGAUGGGUAUUACCUCUGUCCUCCUCCGCAAAAUCAUCGGUACCGUUGAAGUUGGAUGUGGAGUGGUUCUGACACUCGUACCAGGAAAACCAAAGGAUGUAGCCAACUUCCUGCUGCUGCUAGUCAUGCUGGCUGUGCUCUUCUUCCACCAACUGGUCGGAGAUCCUCUGAAACGCUACGCCCAUGCCCUGGUUUUUGGAAUUCUCCUGACCUGCCGACUGCUGAUCGCACGCCAGAGCGAGGACCGACCCGAGAGGGAGGAGAGACGAGAGGAGCAGAUCAAUGCUCAGGAAAAGAAUAAAGUCAAAGUAUCUUAGCUACCAUGUUUCUGACUGCAGUAGCUGCAUGAAGAGGCGUGAAUGUUUGUUUUCUGAUUAGCAGAUACGAUAUGGUGAUACAAAAAAAAAGACAGUAGCCACAAAAAGGUUUUUCCCCCAUCCUUUAUUCACAAAACAGUCCGUCCUAAAAUAUGUUUUUCUUGAUUUUUGGCCCUCUGUUAAUAAAACUACUAAAAAACAAACCAUAUCAGCGAAUUAUCUCCAUCAUGGCUGUUUUGAGCUCAGCUCAGCAGCAGAAAUCUGACUCUGAUUGCCCUUGUUAGCCCUGCUGUCAUUUUGUUUAACCUAAAAUUAUUUAACAAUAAUCUGUGAAAUGCCAUUAUUAAUGUGACACUAAUAUCAGCUGUAAAUGCAGAUUUAUUCCUACUGACUUGAUGAUUUGGGUUUUUGUUUUCAGCACACUGUAUUGAAGAUCUCUAUAUCUAUACAUACAUAUGGACAUUUAUACAUAUGCACACAUAAUACGUACAUAAUGGUUUCAUCACAAAUAUAAUUUCAACAAAAUAUCAUUAAUAAACACGUUACACAUCCUAGGAAAUGUUUUGACAGUGCAAAAAAAAAUCCUUCUGUCUUUGAUUUCUGUUUUUCUUCUAGUAUCAAACAGUAAGCUGUCUUUAUUGUAGUCCACCCGACUAUUCCAGUGCAUGAUAAUCCAGUGGUGACGCUAAACAAGGCGAACAACUGAAUAAUGAAACUGUAAUCUAGUGUGUUCAUUUCCCUGUGGUAUUUUUUGUCUGCAAGAUCUAUUGAUUUUUUUUAUUAGUACAGGUAUUAGGUUUUUUUUUACUGUUAUUUUUUGUAUUUUAAACAGGCAGUUCCACCCCUGCUACCUCCAUGCUUGUUUUACCAUAUUUAUUUGUCGUCACUUGUUAAGGAUUGUCCAAAUAAAAGAUGACUUGAACCUAAA